Messenger RNA from Dryobates pubescens (Downy woodpecker), 1165 nucleotides. RefSeq names its product capping actin protein of muscle Z-line subunit beta (gene CAPZB). Lineage: Eukaryota; Metazoa; Chordata; Aves; Piciformes; Picidae. The record is from RefSeq and is a predicted model, not a curated record. The transcript has 9 exons. Gene Ontology annotation, biological process: regulation of lamellipodium assembly; negative regulation of filopodium assembly; cell morphogenesis. Gene Ontology annotation, cellular component: cytoplasm; F-actin capping protein complex. Gene Ontology annotation, molecular function: actin filament binding. Bases 122 to 940 code for a protein of 272 amino acids.
UUCACUCCUAGGCAACGGCGGAAGUGGAAGGGCCGCGGCCUGCCUCGGAGGGAGACCGGACGGGACCGGGAGGCGCCUCCGCCGCCGUUGCUACCGCCCAGCGCAGCCCCGCCGAGCCGCCAUGAGUGAGCAGCAGCUGGAUUGUGCCUUGGAUUUGAUGAGGCGUCUGCCUCCCCAGCAGAUAGAGAAGAAUCUCAGUGACCUCAUUGACUUGGUCCCAAGCCUCUGUGAAGAUCUCCUCUCCUCUGUUGAUCAGCCCCUGAAGAUUGCACGAGACAAGGUCGUAGGCAAAGACUAUCUAUUGUGUGACUACAACAGAGAUGGAGACUCCUACAGGUCACCGUGGAGCAACAAGUACGACCCUCCCCUGGAAGACGGUGCCAUGCCAUCCGCUCGCCUGCGCAAGCUGGAGGUGGAAGCCAACAAUGCCUUUGACCAGUACAGAGACUUGUAUUUUGAAGGUGGAGUCUCCUCUGUCUACCUCUGGGAUCUGGAUCAUGGUUUUGCUGGGGUGAUCCUCAUUAAGAAAGCUGGAGAUGGAUCAAAGAAGAUUAAGGGCUGCUGGGAUUCCAUCCACGUGGUGGAGGUUCAGGAGAAGUCCAGUGGUCGUACUGCCCAUUACAAGCUGACCUCCACAGUGAUGCUCUGGCUGCAGACUAACAAAACUGGUUCUGGUACCAUGAACCUUGGAGGGAGCCUUACCAGACAGGUGGAGAGAGAUGAGACUGUGAGCGACUCCUCUCCACACAUAGCCAACAUCGGACGCUUGGUAGAGGACAUGGAAAACAAAAUCAGAAGUACGCUGAACGAGAUCUAUUUUGGCAAGACAAAGGACAUCGUUAAUGGGCUGAGGUCUGUGCAGACUUUUGCAGACAAAUCAAAACAGGAAGCUCUCAAAAACGACCUGGUGGAGGCUUUGAAGAGAAAGCAGCAAAGUUAAACGACUCCUCCUGCUAACCAGACAUCGCCAUGCACUCGUUAGACUCCUUCCAUAGCAAACUCAGCCCCCUCCCCACCCCCUCCCCCCCCGGUGGCCCUUUUCUGUUCCAUCACCUCCCACUCUGCAUUCAGUGCCCCCCACCCCGAUGCCAUCCUCUCCCCACGAAUAAAGCUGUACAAACUUUUUCAGUCUCUGAGGCCUACGUUUCUGGAGAAGUCCAUGGAU